Molecule: messenger RNA, 977 nt
Organism: Elaeis guineensis (African oil palm)
Lineage: Eukaryota; Viridiplantae; Streptophyta; Magnoliopsida; Arecales; Arecaceae
Product: auxin response factor 15-like
Biological process (GO): response to hormone; regulation of DNA-templated transcription
Molecular function (GO): DNA binding
Source: RefSeq, a predicted model, not a curated record
UCAGGGACAAUGGGGAUCGAUCUGAACACGGUUGAGGAGGAGGAGGAGGAGGAGGCGGAGCUACCAGCUGCUGUGCAGGUGCCGAGCCAGGCGCAACACCGGCCUUCGCCGGCGACGGCCGGAGCGGAGACGUUGUGCCUGGAGCUGUGGCAUGCCUGCGUGGGGUCGCUCACAUCGCUGCGGAGGAAGGGGAGCGUGGUGGUGUACCUCCCGCAAGGGCAUCUUGAGCACCUGGGGGAUGCCGGCGGCAGUGGUGGCUCUUCCAAUAACUUGCCGCCUCACGUCUUCUGCUGCGUCAUUGACGUCAAGCUCCGGGCUGAUGUAGCUACAGACGAGGUUUAUGCGCAGCUCUCUCUGGUCGCCGAAAGCGAGGCGGUCGAGCGGCAACUACAGGAGGGCGAAGUUGAAGGAGAUGGGGAAGUGGAAGAUGUUGAUGGUCUUCAUAGGUGUUUGAUGCCUCAUAUGUUCUGCAAGACCCUCACCGCCUCUGACACAAGCACUCAUGGAGGAUUCUCUGUGCCUCGCCGAGCUGCUGAGGACUGUUUCCCUCCUCUGGAUUACAUGCAACAGAGACCUUCACCAGAACUUAUUGCGAAAGAUUUGCACGGUGUUGAAUGGAGGUUUCGACAUAUUUACAGAGGUCAACCAUGCAGGCAUCUUCUUACCACAGGAUGGAGUGCAUUUGUCAAUAAAAAGAAGCUUGUCUCAGGGGCUGCAGUGCCUUUUCUUCGUGGCAAUGAUGGGGAGCUCAGAUUGGGAAUCAGGAGAGCAGCUCAACUUAAGAAUGGUACUCCUUUUUCAGCACCUUGUAGCCAGAGCUUGGAUCUAGGCAAACUGGCUGCUGUGGCUAAUGCUGUCUCCACCAAAUGAAUAACUUCUUCUCUUAAAAUACUUGAUAUUCUUCUAGACUUGAGCAACUCUUUCAAUUGAUCGAGUUGAGUACAUGCAUUCAAGGGCCUGGUCGUAAAGCAAAUCAG